Messenger RNA from Leptinotarsa decemlineata (Colorado potato beetle), 669 nucleotides. RefSeq names its product breast cancer anti-estrogen resistance protein 3 homolog. NCBI's taxonomy places the organism in Eukaryota, Metazoa, Arthropoda, Insecta, Coleoptera, Chrysomelidae. Gene Ontology annotation, biological process: positive regulation of peptidyl-serine phosphorylation; small GTPase-mediated signal transduction. Gene Ontology annotation, molecular function: guanyl-nucleotide exchange factor activity; phosphotyrosine residue binding. The record is from RefSeq and is a predicted model, not a curated record.
CCCAUGGUCAGCGGAAUGUGGAAAACCUCUUGUGUUAUGCUGUAGUUUAUGUUCCAGAUCACCAAAUUUCAAAUAUCGAAGUGGCCAACUUCUUUAGUGCUCAUAUUUACGUCUUGUUUUAUUCAUCGGAUUAAAUUUGAAUUUUUAUAAUUUCAGGCCGUUUGUUUCAUCUCUACGCAGUUACUAAAUGUCGAAGAUCAAUUUUCAAGUGUAGUGAGAAGUGAUGUUUUGUGAAAGUUCAUGUGAUGGAUUCAAAGGGGUUUGAGACAUGGGAAAAGGAGCCAGCAAACUGAAGAAAAAAACCAGUAUUCAUAAUUUAUCUUGGACCAGAUUCGGUUCCCUUCCUCUUCGUUCCAGUAAGGCCCGCGCGAACAAGGAAAAUGAACUAUCCAAUAAGAAACACAAGGAUAUUUCGAAGUGGCUUCGAGAAAUGGAACUUGAGGAAUACCAGGAAAAGUUCCAGAAGUUUCAGGGAGUCGAGGAUUUGUUGGAAUUCUCUGAGCAGGAUAUCAAGGAGCUGGGAGUGAAGAAGUCCUCGCACAGGGCCAGGAUCAUCAGCAGUCUUACGUGUCUCCGUGCCAAAUAUCAUGAGAACGUAGUUCGAAAACCUCCAAUACGACAUAGCGUGGCUGUAGAUAGUAGAAAUAAAAUUGAACGAGAAGAUAUUUU